This is a messenger RNA of Blepharisma stoltei, 1113 nucleotides long. NCBI's taxonomy places the organism in Eukaryota, Ciliophora, Heterotrichea, Heterotrichida, Blepharismidae. The record is from the annotation of a GenBank genome assembly.
AUGGAUCUUGUAAACAUCAACCCACAAGGCCCUAAUAGAACCUACACAACAAUCCAUGAAACUGAUGCAUCUCCUACUUUUUUUCUACCUGGACGCGUCAGAUUCCCGUCAAACUGAAGCUACAAAACAGAAAGCCCUAUAAAGCUAAAGAUUGAGAAAGAAAUCACAAUUCUACCAGAAAUCAGCACAACUACCAAUAAAAAGAAAAAGAAAAUUUCAAAAAAGAAAGAAUUAUGAUUACAGCAAAAUAAUCGAAUUGAGAAAAUUACCACAAAGCUUUAUAAUGAUGCUUUAGACAAAAGAGCCAAAAGUGUCGCUAAUUUAAGCUACCAAGAUAUAGUAAUUCAUGAUGAGGUUGAUAAAUUAAGAAAAUCUAAAGGAAAAGACCCAAGAAAUUUCAGUUUUUCGAAAACUCUCAGCAAACAAAAAAGUUUAAAUGAAACUGUAAAAUUUGAUACAAAAGAUGAAAUAAAAAAUAGCGAAAGCUAUAUUUAUUUACCUGGGAUAGGGAAAGAGCUGAGAUGUGAUACAUCUACUUCUGAGCUGCAAAAAUUAAAAUUGACUAUGACUUCUUUGCUUCAAAGAAAAGAAGAAGAAAAAGAGCUUUUACAAAAAAAUUUAAAAAAUGAACAAAAUAUUAAAUAUGAUAAAAAUUCAAGUUUAGGAAAUGAAAAUAAACAAGUAAAAUUUUCAGAGAAAAAAAUUAAAAAAAUGAUUGUAAAAUAUAGAGAAGAGCUAAAAGAUGCGAAAAAUAAGCUGAAAGUAAUUAUAGGCACACUAUCAAUACUUGAGCAAGAGUAUAAAGAGUCAAAAUUAGUGAGUUAUGACCCUAAAAAGAUUCAUUUGAGGUCGAAAAUUAAAGACUACUAUAAAGCAUUAGAUAUUUAUCAAGAUUGUAUUGAAAAGCUUAAAAACGCUAUAAAAGUUUAUGAAAGCCAUAUUAAAAAAUCGAUGAAUUAUAAUCGUCUCCCUACAGUAGAGUAUCCUGAGUGCGAAGAAAUUGAUUCAAAUUCAUCUUUGGCAGAUGAGCUCGGUAAAAAAGAUGAUAAACUAAGAGAGAAAAACAAUAAAAAAGCAGGGAAAAUAACAUUUUCAGAGUUUAUGAAUAUGUAA